UCAUGAACUCCAAUGUAGAGAAUCUGCCUCCCCACAUCAUCCGCCUAAUGUACAAGGAGGUGACAACACUGACGGCAGACCCACCUGAUGGCAUUAAAGUCUUCCCCAAUGAGGAGGACCUCACAUACUUGCAGGUUACCAUCGAGGGCCCCGAAGGGACUCCCUAUGCUGGAGGUCGGUUUCGAAUGAAGCUCCUAUUGGGGAAGGACUUCCCUGCCUCCCCACCCAAGGGUUACUUCCUGACUAAAAUCUUCCACCCAAAUGUGGGCCCCAAUGGCGAGAUCUGUGUCAAUGUGCUCAAGAGGGACUGGACAGCUGAGUUGGGCAUAGGACAUGUGCUGCUGACCAUCAAGUGCCUGCUGAUCCACCCUAACCCAGAGUCUGCACUCAAUGAGGAGACCGGCCGCCUGCUUUUGGAGAACUACGAAGAGUAUGCUGCCCCGGCCUGUCUGCUCACAGAAAUCCAUGGGGGUGCAUGUAGCACCAGCAGUGGGAGGACUGAGGCUACCCGGGACCUGGCCAGUGGGGCUUCAGUCUCCUCUGUUGACCCUAUGACCCCAGGGGUCCUAGGAGGAGCUGAGGGUCCCAAGGUCAAGAAACAUGCAGGUGAGCGAGAUAAGAAGCUGGCAGCCAAGAAAAAGUUGGACAAGAAGCGAGCACUGAGACGACUGUAG
Mastomys coucha (southern multimammate mouse) is the source of this 674-nucleotide messenger RNA. RefSeq names its product ubiquitin-conjugating enzyme E2 S-like. The record is from RefSeq and is a predicted model, not a curated record. Lineage: Eukaryota; Metazoa; Chordata; Mammalia; Rodentia; Muridae. The coding region runs from base 3 to 674 and encodes 223 amino acids. The transcript has a single exon.